AUGCCGACACAAAAGGACCGAAACUCAUCAUCAUUAUCAUUCUUUCUAGUGAUCAAGCUUCUCAAUCCACUGCUCCAUCAUUUCCUCAAUCUACUUUUCUAUUUUUUCCUCCUCUGCUUGGGUGUGGUAGUUGGAAUCAUUGUACAUUCUUCUCUAGAAGCAUCAUUUUUACCUUAUUAUCCAACCGUUCAAAGUGUCUCCCAACUCGUCCUCGUUACAUCUCAUCCUCCACCUACUUCUCCUUUGUCUCAGAACAACGAGCUCGAAAUGUUUCUUAGGCCACCGAAGAACAUCAUGCACGAUAUGGAAGACAACGAGCUUUUUUGGAGAGCUUCAAUGGAUCCCAAGAUCAGGAGUUACCCUUUCUCUCGAACCCCGAAGGUUGCUUUCAUGUUCUUGACAAAGGGACCUUUACCUCUAGCUCCUUUAUGGGAAAGGUUCUUUCGAGGGUACGAAGGUCUUUUUACUAUUUACAUUCACACCAAUCCGUCUUACAACCAGUCCAUGCCCCAAGGUUCUGUGUUUCACGGCCGCCGCAUUCCAAGCAAGAGAGUGGACUGGGCAGACGCAAACAUGGUAGAGGCAGAACGUAGGUUACUAGCAAACGCAUUAUUAGACAUCAAAAACGAGCGUUUCCUUCUCCUCUCCGAAUCAUGCAUCCCUCUCUUCAACUUCACCACUAUCUACUCGUACCUCAUCAACUCCACUCAAACCCACGUAGACUCUUACGACCUCCCCUUCGGCCGCGUCCGCUACAACCGCCGCAUGUAUCCACACGUCCACAUGCACCACUGGCGUAAAGGCUCUCAGUGGUUCGAGCUAGACCGACCCAUGGCCCUGAAGACCGUCUCCGACACAUUCUACUGGCCCAUCUUCAAGGCAUACUCUCGCUGUCCCGACGAGCACUACUUCCCGACGCUACUCAGCUUGACGCCGAGCCUCGGGUCGCGUAACUCGAACAGGACGCUGACGUGGACUGACUGGGGGAAGCAUAGGGCCCAUCCGAGAUCGUUUGGUGGGUCGGAGGUGAAUGUGGAGUUCUUGAAGUGGCUUAAGGGUGACAAAGAGUAUUGUGAACACAAUGGGGUUGAUAAGACGAGGCCUUGCUUUCUCUUUGCCCGCAAGUUUUCGUCUAAUGCGUUGGAUAAUCUGCUCCGGUUUGCAUCCACCGUUAUGCAUUUCUGA
This is a messenger RNA of Raphanus sativus (radish), 1185 nucleotides long. RefSeq names its product glycosyltransferase BC10. The record is from RefSeq and is a predicted model, not a curated record. Gene Ontology annotation, cellular component: membrane. Gene Ontology annotation, molecular function: glycosyltransferase activity. NCBI's taxonomy places the organism in Eukaryota, Viridiplantae, Streptophyta, Magnoliopsida, Brassicales, Brassicaceae.